Molecule: messenger RNA, 1939 nt
Organism: Durio zibethinus
Lineage: Eukaryota; Viridiplantae; Streptophyta; Magnoliopsida; Malvales; Malvaceae
Product: lipase-like
Biological process (GO): lipid metabolic process
Source: RefSeq, a predicted model, not a curated record
GCAGCUAAUCCAAUCCUCUCUAAACUCUUAAAAUUUCCGUACUGAGAAAUUCCAACUUAACACCGGUGGCGGUUGCCAUUGACAGUUUUCCAAAUUACCAUACUACCCUCGUCAGCUACUUAAUAUUUCAAAAACACUCAGCCAACAAAAGUUCAACAAGGGCAAUUAGGGUAAUUGAAAAACAGAAAACCGAAGAAGAGAGAAGAAAAUCCGUGUUGGUCACUAUUUUCCUCUCUCGUCUCUUCCAUUAGAAAAUGAUUCCUUCUCCUUCGUUUCUCAAUAAUUGACCCCUUCAAAAGGACACAGCUCACUCCAACCGGAGCCGCACGGUGGCUGUGAAGAAACUAGGAUCCAAUCUCAAUCGGAGCUCCAAAAUCCUCCUUUUAUCAGAUUAUGGGGCAUAAAACGUGGUUAAUUUUGGCGUUUUUUACAUGUUUAAUUUCAUCUUCUUGCGGUAGAGAAUUGCAGGUCAAGCACAAGGAUAACCUCACCGUCUACAAUCAUACUCUUGCCACUAUUUUAGUAGAAUAUGCUUCUGCGGUGUACAUAUCGGAUUUGACGGAACUUUUUACUUGGACAUGUGCAAGAUGUGAUGGUUUAACCAAGGGAUUUGAAGUUAUUGAGCUUAUCGUUGAUAUCCAGAACUGUUUACAGGCAUUUGUUGGUGUGGCAAAGGAUCUUAAUGCCAUUGUUAUUGCCUUUAGAGGAACGCAAGAACACAGCAUACAGAAUUGGGUUGAAGAUUUAUUCUGGAAACAACUUGAUUUAAAUUACCCUGGCAUGCCUGAUGCAAUGGUGCACCAUGGAUUUUAUACUGCUUACCACAACACAACAAUACAACCUGGAAUUCUAUAUGCUGUUAAAAAGGCAAAAGAAUUUUAUGGAGAUCUUGACAUCAUAGUGACAGGCCAUUCAAUGGGAGGGGCUAUGGCUUCCUUUUGUGCACUUGAUCUGACGGUUAAUCAUGAAGCCAAGAAUGUUCAAGUUAUGACUUUUGGACAACCACGUAUUGGGAAUGCUGCGUUUGCUUCUUAUUAUGGAAACCUUGUGCCAAACACAAUCAGAGUUACGAAGGACCAUGAUAUUGUGCCUCAUCUGCCACCAUACUAUUCUUAUUUCCCUCAAAAGACAUACCAUCACUUUCCUAGAGAGGUGUGGCUGUAUAACCUCGGACUGGGAAGUCUGGUUUAUAUAGUUGAGAAGGCCUGUGAUGGUUCCGGUGAAGAUCCAACCUGUAGUAGGUCAGUGACAGGGAACAGCAUUUUUGACCACUUGAAUUAUUAUGGUGUUGAUUUAAAGUGCGAACAAUGGAGAUCAUGCAGAAUCGUGAUGGAUCCUGGUGUUGCGAAGUAUGGCAAAACGGAUCUCAAAGGAAAUUUCAUUUUGUCCAGAGAUCCAGCCAAACAUGUUCUGAAAAUGAAUACUCGGUCAAAUGAAGGGGAAGUUACAUCUAAUGCAUAAUUUAUCAGUCUGUGAUCUCUCCUGGAAGAUGGCUGGUAGCACAGUUCGUUGAUUUCCACUUCAGAUAACUACGUUUCCAUUCUUCCAUUGAAACCAUGUAAAUAGCCAUUGAAAAUGAACGUUAUCAAUGUGGGUUUGGGUUAGGAAUGUAUUUGUGUAAAUAACUAUCAAAAUGUGUACAUUGCUUUUACGUUUAUGAUUAUAUUGAAUUUAAUGCCAGCUAAAAAAGUUGUUUCCUACAUACAACUCUGUUUUAAAUCUAGUUUUCUGAGGUUAAAAAAUGGCUGAAAUAAUGAUUAGUGCAUCUUACAAACAGAAUUUGUUAAGAGCCUAUUUGCUAGCGCAGUGGGAAGCUCCCACCCUGUGGGUAGCACUUGACCUCACGGUCGGAGGGGGCUCCUACCGGGUAGGUAGCACAGGACCUUGUGGUCGGACUUCAGAGGGGGGCUACGACCAGCGCUACCAAACUUAGCACUGG